GACACUAAAAAAUUCAAUUAUUAAUCAAUUCAAAAAAAAAAAACGAAUAAAAAGUAGCAUACAAAGUGCAGUUAAGUGAAGUUCAAAAAUACCGAUAUGUGGCCCCACUUAUUCGGCUUUAUUUCGCUGCUUUGCCUUGCAUUGUUCUGUGCCUGGGCGCAAGCUGGACCAGUGCCAAUUGUGAAUGAGCAUCAGCAGCUCAUGCCCAAGGUGCCUCAAUGGCAUUGUUUGCGUUACUUUAAGCACGAUGUGCUGAUGAUGCGUCGCUGUCGACAUUUGCGUGUUCCUACGGCACCGCGUCUUGGAGAUACGCUCAUACGCAAGAGGAAGAAAUAGAAAGUGUGGCGAUCAGGUGACCAGUUAAGCCAAAAGCAACAACAACAACACAAACAACAACAACGAUUAGACACGACUGAACAACAAUACGAAUUCCAAUUACAAAUAGAAUUUCAACAGGAUUUAUAACAAGACCAAAAAGCGAAA
This is a messenger RNA of Drosophila hydei, 483 nucleotides long. RefSeq lists its product as uncharacterized. Lineage: Eukaryota; Metazoa; Arthropoda; Insecta; Diptera; Drosophilidae. The transcript has 2 exons. The record is from RefSeq and is a predicted model, not a curated record. The coding region runs from base 97 to 336 and encodes 79 amino acids.